Molecule: messenger RNA, 1254 nt
Organism: Coprinopsis cinerea okayama7#130
Lineage: Eukaryota; Fungi; Basidiomycota; Agaricomycetes; Agaricales; Psathyrellaceae
Exons: 6
Coding region: 70-1254 (394 amino acids)
Source: RefSeq, a predicted model, not a curated record
CUCCUGAAAACGUUUGCGUCUGGCUUUAGCCCUCAUGCCUGCGCCAGAUAUAUAGCGGUCCUGUUUCAAAUGGUUUCUAGAUCCACCUCCCUCUCUCGGCCCCCACACAUUGGUGGGCAGCCUCAAGCAAUCGCCAUCUUCGUCUUUACACUUCUCGCAUUCGUGGUGGAGAGCCAGUUUACACAAUAUGUCCAAACAGACCUUGGAUAUCGGCAGCCAUUCUUCAUAUUCUAUCUUGUGCACGCAUCUUUCACCAUAAUCUUUCCCUUGCAUUUAGCCUAUCUCACAUGGACCUCCGGUUAUCCUGCAUCUGCCAUUCUCAAAGGACUCUACAUUGCCAUCACUAAGCACCUCUCACCCAAAACAUCGGGAUCCUCGUCCUUCAAGUUCCCCCGCUCCGAGUUCACAAAAUUGAUUACCCUGUUGACAAUUGGUAUUACCUGUCCCGGACUACUCUGGUUUGCCGCUAUCUCGCUUGCGACUGUAAGCGACGUUACCGCCAUCUGGAACACCAACGCCUUUUUUGCCUAUCUGAUUAGCGUGAAACUCUUCCGACUGAAAUGGGAAACUCGGAAACUCUUCGCCGUCGUAUUGGCUACAAUCGGCACCCUCGUCGUUGUCUAUGGCGGCGUUUCGAGUUCAACUCCAGAGGAAGUUGCGAAGGUCGUGGACCCUCCGACUUCGACAGUGAUAAAGCCCAAAGCACCUCUAAUCGGCAACCUUUUGACACUCGUUGCAUCCUUUGGCUAUGGACUGUACCAAGUUUUAUACAAGAUCUACGCCGCCUUACCCUCCGACCCCGAAGUCUCCUCCGAUAUCCUUUACGAACAAAUCCUAGACGAAGCCGAUGGUUCAGAGGAAAUAGAGCCAAUUAACCAAACUGGAAUGCAAGACGCUCUGUACCCACCGCCAUUUGGCCUCCAUCCAAACUUCCUCACAUCGAUCAUGGGCUUUAUCACCUUUGUUGUGCUGUGGAUUCCCAUUCCGAUUCUUCACUGGACUGGAAUCGAGCCUUUCGCUUGGCCCUCCAACUGGCUCACCGUAUUCUCGAUCGCGGGGAUCGCUCUCGGAGGCGUCGUUUUCAACGCGGGCUUCAUGGCAAGUCCCAAAUCCCUGUUCUCGAUCUUGCUCGGCGUGUGGGGCCCCAUAGUAACCUCUGUCGGAAAUCUCCUCACCAUUGUGCUGAUGUUAAUUUCUGAUGUAUGGCUUUCCAUCCCAUUCAUUCCGCAUCCCCCUGAUAUUCAAAAUGUUUAA